AUGCUGGUUUGGCAGCAGGACUCCUGGGUCCCUGGUGGCUGCUCCCGCCUCCGCGUGCGUGGGGAGGAGGCGGCGUUGGGGGAGGGGGGCUGUUCGCACCCAGAUCGGGGCCUUUCGCCGGGCUGCGGCUGCAUCGCGGAGCUGCUGCGGGCUCCGUGCGGGGGGCGCGGGACGUGCGGGGCCGGGGGAUUUUCGCCUCUCCUGCCGCGGGGGGGCCGGGGGCCCGGAGCAGCCCCCCGGGAUGGAGGCUUGGGGGGGCUGCAGAGCGGCUGGCGGGGGCCCGGCGGGCGGAGGCGGGCGCUGAGGUGCCGAUUCAUCGUGUUUAUCCCUUACUUCCCCCCACCAGGUGACCUGGGAGCCCAAGACCCCGCCGGACGCCCUGCCGCAGCAGGGAUCCCCCCCCGCCUCAUGGAGAACAGCCACGAACUACAGCGCCCGCUGCUGGCCAAACCCUCCGGGGGCGCCCUGGCUGGGGUGGCGCAGCGGGAACACCUCGGCUUCUUCUCUCGGCCCGGCUGGAGGCGCCUGCCCCCGCCACCCCCCGAGCUGGCCCAGCAGCUGCUGGACGCAGGGACCCUGCAGAGGACAGUGGAGCCGCUGGGCAGCCCCGAGCCGGCCCCCCCCCCGGGCUCCACAUGGAAGACCGGGGAGCCCCCCAGCUGGAGGAAGCAGGGGUACUGCGAGACAGCUUUUGGGGAGCCGGCCGAGCGCCCCAAGAAGCUCUGCCUGGAGAAGGACAUUCACACGGUCUGCUGCGAAGUGGGGGACGGAGAGCUGCUGCCUGAGUUCGAGAACGACUCGGCGAGCGAGAGUGAGAGCGACAGCGACUUCGGCCUGAUGCUGCCGCAGGAUCACCUGGGCCUGGCCGUGUUCUCCAUGCUCUGCUGCUUCUGGCCCCUGGGCAUCGCCGCCUUCCACCUGUCCCAGAAGACCAACAAGGCCUCGGCGGAGGGCGAUUUCCCGGGGGCGCGGGCGGCCUCGCGUCGGACCUUCGCGCUGGCCGUGCUCUCCAUCCUGCUCGGUGUCUGCACCUACAUUGGGGCCGUGGUGGUGCUCAUCGCUUACCUGUCCGACAAGGGCCCCCCCUAGCGCCCCCGGGGGACGGACAGACGGGGGCCGGCCCAGCUGCCGCGGGCUCCCUGCACACGCCCGAGCCCAGCGCCGCGGGGAUGGAGGCCAGCAGAGAGAAUUGGACUAGCAGUUCCCUCCCCCGCCACCAGAGACAUGGGCCCGGACGCCUGGGUUCACCAGGAGCAGGGUUUGGGAGCUUGGUUCGUGGUGACCGACCAGACCCACUUCCUUCCUUCCUCCUUCACUGCACCCCCAAACUGUAUCCCCAUUUUGUAUGUCCCCCGCCCCCCAGCCUUCCACUCAGGGUUGCGAUCAGUCCAACGGGGGCGCCCUACCCAGUAAAGGCCCCAUCCACUUUGCCCGCAUCUGCUGGGCAGCAAGGGGUCAGCCCCAGCGGGGAGGGGAAGGGUUAAUGCCCCAGGCGGGGGUGCUGCUUUCCCACUGCCCCCAGGGGGUGUAGGCCCAUAGAGAGGCCGUGGGUUAUCUCCUGGAGCCAGGGGGCUGGGAGCAGGACUCCUGGGUUCAAUCCCUAGCUUCAGGGGAGAGAGGUCUAGUGGGUUACAGGGUGGAGGCUGGAAGCCAGGACACCUGGGUUCAAUCCACAGCUGGGGGGUUAGGGCUAGUGGGUUACAGGAGGGGGAAGAGCUGGAAGCCAGGACACCUGGGUUCUAUCCCUGGCUGUGGAAGGGGCAUGGGGUCCUGUGGUUAGAGCAGGGGGGGUUGAGGAGCCAGGACUCCUGUGUUCUCUACCCGACUCCCUGUCUGACCUCAGCAAAUCCCUCCCCCUCUUGGUGCCUCAGUUUCUCCCUCCAACCCCAUGACAUCCUCACGGUUGAGACAAUUCAUCCUCAAACGAAGCAGGAUGCAGCCGCUUCCAUCCUGCGGCAGCCAAGUAAGUCCCCCGCGCUCUCCGCUGUGGGGGGAUGCAGCCGUGGUCCUGCCCCACUGGCUGCAGGCUCUCCCGUCGGGCCCAGAGCGUCUGAGCGGCCCUGCAGCUCCACCCCAGCUUGGUGGGCCCUCACCAGCCCUGCUCUGGCUUUUUCAGUGAAAGCCUUAAAUGUUCCCUUGAUCCCCGCUCACGCGGAAAACUUCCCCAGGAGACGGCGUGGCUGGCUGGCUCACCAGCUCUGCUCUGACGGCAAACCGCGAAGAUCCACCCCACCCCGGUGCUCCCCCAUCCCACUCCUCCCUCCCCGCUCACCGGAGAUCGGGAGAGAGACAGCGAAGCCCCUGCUCAGCCAGGGGAAAUAGUGGCUUGGUGCCGGCUGGUGCUUUCAAGAGGCACGGCUGGGUGGGUUUAACGGGUCUGCUCGCACGGUACAGCAGCGCUGAGCUUGAGCAAACGGGGCCAGGCCCCCAGCGGCUGGGAAUCAGCGUCGCUCCCGUUGGAGUCAAUGGGGCCAGGCCCCCAGCGGCUGUGAGUCAGCAGCAGAAAGCAAAUUAGAGCAGCUGAACUGCGCUCAGAAGCUAGUCUAGGUUCACACUAGUGUCAGCAGGAGAAUUUGGCCCUAAAUUGGUUCAGGCUGGUGCCACUCCCAGGAUAGCAGCCCCCCCACCCCGCCCCUCUCAGGCCAGGUUUUCUAAACCCCGCACCCCACAGAAAGCUUGGGGUUAAAAACCUGUCUGCUGCAUUUGAGCCAACCCUUCCCUUCCCACUGCGACAGCCCAGCCCUGGGCCAGAGCGGGGUGCCCGGCCUGCAGGGCGCACCCGGCCCCCCAGCGCAUUUCAGGAGGCCCCUGGGCCGCGCACGGACCCCAGCGCAUUUCGGGAGGCCCCUGGGCCGGCUUCAACACAAUCUACUCACAGCCGAUUCCUUAGCGCUUGGUGGUCACGUUUACAGCAGUUUAGGUCACGCACGAGUGCGUAAACAGCCAAGAUUAGACAAAGAACCCAGCUAAACACACAUGAAACAAGCAGAACUUGAAAUACACGUGCCCCACUCGAGAUGGCUGCAUCUCAGUGCAGAGUGAGGGAUCCAUGUAUGAACAGCCCGUGCCCCACUCCACCCCAGAGGCAGCUGCAUCUAAGCAUUGGGUGAGGGGUCCCUGCACAAAGUCCCCGUGCCCCACCCCAGAGGUGGCUGCAUCUCAGCUCCCGGAGACAGGUCCCUGUAUCUACAAUGCUGUAGCAACUGGAAGAGCAUUAACCUUCGCAGCACCCCUGAAAACAGCAGGGGGGAUUGCGAGCGGAGAACUGCUCCAGACAGAUUUUUCAAACCCAGGCAGCAGAUUGAGCCUGCCCCCCCACCGCAGAAAUUAACUGGAGUCACGCGGCUAAAUCCACUGGGCAGAUGUGAAAUGUCACGGCCCAGCUGGCUGGGUUGUUUCAGUGCAGAGCCCCAGGGUGGGGGCCGGGGGCCGGCUUUGCUUUUCGGCCAGCCCAGGCUGAGUCCUGCUGGGCUGGGCCUGGACCACUUGUGGCUCAUGGGUCCGACACCCCCACCGUGGCUGGGAAAGAUGGGGCAGGGCUGCGGGGAGUCGAGCUGGGGGUGCUGCUCUCAGCCUGGCGGGACAGCGGCUGGGGUCUAGCCUGAGCCCAACACCCCCACGAGUUAUUAAGUCAUGCAGAUCUCUCUCCACUGCCUGCUGGGGGUUUUCGGGGUGGGGGGGUUUGCCACAAGGUGCGAGCAUAAAAGAAUAAAUCCCGUUCCCCGCAGCCAGUCACGUCACUGGCUGGGCUUGGGGAGCGUGAGGAAUGGGCCAUUGGGGUGCAACUUCAUUUUUCGCUACAGGGCCUGAGGAACGGGGGUGUUCAGCAGGGUCCCCCCAGCCUGCACCGAGGGGCCGCGCCCGGGCUGGGAGGGUCAGGGGGCGUGGUGUGAAAGUGGGAGG
Caretta caretta (loggerhead turtle) is the source of this 3903-nucleotide messenger RNA. The record is from RefSeq and is a predicted model, not a curated record. Lineage: Eukaryota; Metazoa; Chordata; Testudines; Cheloniidae.